GAAGUCAUUCUCCAUGGCCACCCAUCAUUCCCUAUGUUGCCCUCCCUGGAGUUGCAGAUUAUGGUUCUACAGUUUCUUUCCGAAGCGGGGAAUGCUAUCCUAGUCAUCGAUAUGGCCAUUUUCUCUGACAUGGCCUUGCACUCAGAUAUGCCCGUCGAGAUUCCUUGGUCAGACUGGGGACCUCAACAUACGCAUUACUUUCGGCACCACAAAAGCUACUGUCACGAAUCUCGCGAAAUCAGCGUGUUUGGCAGCAAAAUGGCCUAUGACCUUCCCCAAGAUUAUAUUCCUGAUCCAGGUCAAAGACUGAAAGGGCUCGCCACUGAGGGUUACUUCUAUGUGCACAUCUGGGACUUCAAUAAGCGAGUCCUUGCUCGUUCGGAUGUCAAUGAUCCUGACUCGCCAGAUCUCCGCAUUUGUAAGUCGGAGCAGGUGACUGACUCCUUCGGUAAAGAUAUCUUCUCGAGUCGUGCAUUCAUUGCAAUGGUCUGUCGCACGCCUUUGCCGACAGGUGAUUCCUGUAUAUUCUUGGAACAGGAUCGGCUUACUGUGACAUGGGCUCGGGAUCAUGAAAUUAGUAUACAGGUCACUUCCCCCGUACCAAUUCAUUAGUGCCAAAGCAGCAGCCCGUCUAGGUAUUUCCUCUUCUUCCGCUACUUAGUUUGCGUUGUAACAUCUAGUACCUUGUAUUGCAUUUACACCAACCGCAUGGGCUUUGUGCUUUGUGCUUGCACUGUACAACAAACCUUAUAAACAAUGGUCCAUGUCAAUCACUCUUGACCGGUCGUCGCCUUCUCUUCGAUGACUCCUGAAAUGUAUAUUGACCCAGUGAUCAUGAUUGGCUCCGAGAGAUCCAAAAGGUACAUAAA
Suillus bovinus is the source of this 869-nucleotide messenger RNA. RefSeq lists its product as uncharacterized. The record is from RefSeq and is a predicted model, not a curated record. The annotation marks the transcript as partial. The transcript is spliced from 6 exons. NCBI's taxonomy places the organism in Eukaryota, Fungi, Basidiomycota, Agaricomycetes, Boletales, Suillaceae.